GCGGGCCGGGCGGCUGUGCUGGCCGGGGCGAUGCGGGGCUGCGCGGUGCUGGCCUGCCUGGGCCUGGGCUACGCGGGCUACCUGCUCCUGGGCGCGCUGGUCAUCUCGGCCGUCGAGCGUCCCGUGGAGAGCCGCCUGCGGGCCGAGCUGCGGGCGCAGAAGGCCGCCUUCCUGGCGCAGAGCCCCUGCCUGGGCGAGGAGGCCCUCGAGCGCUUCCUGGCCGCCCUCCUCGCCGCCAACCGGCACGGCGUCACUCUGCCCCGAAACGGCUCCAACGCCGCCGCCGCCUCCAACUGGGACUUCGCCUCCGCCUUCUUCUUCUCCAGCACCUUGAUCACCACCGUCGGCUAUGGCUACACCACCCCACUCUCGGAUGCUGGCAAAGCCUUCUGCAUCUUCUACGCGCUGCUGGGUGUUCCCUUCACCAUGCUCUUGUUGACGGCCACCGUGCAGCGCCUGGUUGCCACCUUCACUUCUGGACCCCUGGAGUAUCUGACAAGGCACUGGGGGUGUGAUCGGCGGGCCCUGUCUUGUGGACACCUAUUCUUGUUGGCGGUGGGAGUACUGGUGGCCUUCUUUCUGGUGCCUGCUGCCAUCUUCAGCACAUUGGAGGAAACUUGGAGCUUCCUGGAUGCCUUCUACUUCUGCUUCAUCUCCCUUUGCACCAUUGGCCUUGGUGACUACGUCCCUGGGGAGCAGCCAGGACAACCACUGCGUUCCUUGUAUAAGGUCUCAAUCACAGUGUACCUUCUUCUGGGCUUGAUGGCUAUGCUCCUCCUGCUCCAGACCUUCCACAAGAUGGCAGACUUGCAUGGCCUCUCGGACCUGGUCUUGCUGCCUCGAGAUUCCUCCGCAGAAGACCAUCAGCGCAUCCUCGAGGAACACGAAGCUCCCUCAGAGACAGAGCAGACAGAGAAGGCGCCAGUGCAUUCUGGUAACGGCACUCAGGCCGAUUACUCCUCCAUCAACAGAUAGCCCAAACUUGCGUCGGAAGACAAUCAGAACAAACCUGCAGUACAGCAGCCUGAAAUGACCCAGCAGAGGGUAACUGCUUCUUGGUCAACGGAUGGCUACCUGCUAUAUUGCUCUGGGCCGCUUUUCUCCUUCAGCAGAUUCCGUCCCAGUUCUUCUGGCUCCUGGCGGUAUGCAACCACUGACCACUCAGGAACAGGAAAACUCAUACAGAUCUCCAAAAUGAAGAAAAUCAAGCUGUUUCAUUGGGGGAAAGUGAGAGGGAGGGGGCUUUGUUCGUUUUCAGAUUUAUCUUGGAAAUAAUGUUAUUUUAAAAAAUGAAUAAUGGGAAAAAGACCUGGAAAUGUCUCUGCAAAGAGAGGACAAAUGAUUCUGUGAGAUGGGAAAUAUUGAGCGAAGUCUUUCUUGCCCAGUUCUGAAAUCUGACUUGAUGCUGGCCAGAUUUGUUCCUGGCAUCUUACAUUAUGUCCACCCAGGGAAUAUUUUCUCCUGCCAAGUCCUUGAUGGAAAUUUCUAUGGAGUGUUGUAAGUUUUUCGGGCUGUAUGGUCAUGUUCCAGAAGCAUUCUCUCCUGAUGUUUCACCUGCAUCUAUGGCAGGCAUCCUCAGAGGUUGUGAGGUCUUUUCCUAGUUUAUUAUUAUUUAUUUAUUUUGAGCAUUUCUACCCCGCCCUUCUCAACCCCCGAAGGGGGACUCAGGGCAGCUUACAAAAGGCACAAUUCGAUGUCAGCAAUACACAUAGUAAGAUAAAAUACGUAGCAGCAACAAUUUUAAAUAGUUAAAACAAUCCAAUUAUCCAAUAACAACUAAUAAAAGCCAAUCUAGUAUUCAAGGUUCACCAAGUUCAAAAUCCGUAAGUUCAUUCCAACAUACCUCACAACCUCUGAGGAUGCCGUCCAUAGAUGCAGGCAAAACGUCAGGAGAGAAUGCUUCUGGAACAUGGCCAUACAGCCCGAAAAACUUAGAACAAGUCAGUUAUUCUGGCCAAUGAAAGCCUUCGACAAUACAGUUUCUAUUGAACUUUGCUGUCUCGCUAGAGAGGGAGAAAGCCUUCCAUCUCCACUGUUCCUCCUUUCCAGAUUGUGUCUUUUGCCUUGUUUUUAUUUAUCCUGUGGACAGAAAUGGGUUGUGUUCUUCUGGAAAGUGUUAAGGGAAGAUUCCCCAGAGGGCGAGGGUGUGUUUUAAUUCAUAAUUUGAAAGUUUUGUUAUUGUUUCAGGAAGAUUUGGUUCAUUGGGGCAUAUGGGGAAACUCGCAAGGCUAGUUUUUCUGUCAUUUUUAUGGCUAUCAGGAUGAAGCGUGCCACAUUUGUAGACC
Messenger RNA from Anolis sagrei ordinatus, 2285 nucleotides. The record is from RefSeq and is a predicted model, not a curated record. NCBI's taxonomy places the organism in Eukaryota, Metazoa, Chordata, Lepidosauria, Squamata, Anolidae.